AUGUCGGAUUCCCUUGCUAAAGACGUUGAAAAAUACACCAUCACUGCAGAUGACCAGUCUGCAGAUUACCCUGAACGGUUUAUCACCAACCAAAGCAGAGCUACAUCUUUCCGGUAUGACAAAAAGAACAUCUACAUCAACGAAGUUCCUAUCCCCAAAGAUGACUUUGUCUAUGCAUUUGGUGGCAGUCUUAACGUCGGCAAAAGAGUAGCCACCCCGCAAGAAAAGCAGUAUGCUGAUCCUGUUCCUACUGGUUUGGCAGCUUUCAGUUGUACUGUGUUCCCACUUGGAUUAAUAUUGAUGCAUGCUGGAGGUGUGACUGUUUCCAAUGUCUUGAUCGGUGCCUUUUUGACCACCAGUGGUCUCGUUGAUCUUAUAGUCGGAAUUAUGUGCUUUAUUGUCGGAAAUACAUGGGCAUGCUGUACUUUCCUUCUCUUUGGUGGUUUCUGGUCCUCAUAUGCUUUUCUAUUAAUGGAUGUUGGUGGAGUGUCCGCAUCGUACCCUACAACAGCCGAAUACGACAAGAGUAUUGCUUUAUUCUUCCUUCCAUGGGCCAUAUUCACCUUCUGUCUUUGGGCUUGCACCUGGAAAUCUACAUGGCCUGUUUUCUUGUUGAUGUUCGUUGUCUGGAUCUUCAUCUUGCUACUUGUCAUUGGCCAGUUCAUUGGAUCUGUCAAAAUCUUCAAGGCUGGAGGAUUCUUCUGCUUUAUGGCUGGUGUUCUAGGAUUGUUCAACAUGUUUGCCGGUUUAGCAGACGAGUCAAACUCCUACUUUAUCAUGAAGCCAUGGUUUAUGCCUCAUGCAGCAAGGCCAAACACCGAUGAGGAGGAAAAUAUCGAAGAGGACUAA
This is a messenger RNA of Brettanomyces bruxellensis, 849 nucleotides long. RefSeq lists its product as uncharacterized. The transcript has a single exon. The coding region runs from base 1 to 849 and encodes 282 amino acids. The record is from RefSeq and is a predicted model, not a curated record. NCBI's taxonomy places the organism in Eukaryota, Fungi, Ascomycota, Pichiomycetes, Pichiales, Pichiaceae. Gene Ontology annotation, cellular component: plasma membrane. Gene Ontology annotation, molecular function: acetate transmembrane transporter activity.